This is a messenger RNA of Clonostachys rhizophaga, 1311 nucleotides long. Lineage: Eukaryota; Fungi; Ascomycota; Sordariomycetes; Hypocreales; Bionectriaceae. The record is from the annotation of a GenBank genome assembly.
AUGCGGUUCUCUAGUCUUCUCGGUCUUUGGGCAUCCUCCGCCGUUGCAUUGGAACGGACGGUCCCUCCCCGCCCAACCAUCACUCCCGGCCCUCUACAGCCUUACAAGGCUUUCCCCGUAUCUCCACCGCGGACAAAGACGUGUUUUGUGAAGCCUAGCUGCACGAAGGGAAAGGAUGAUUCGGCCAAGAUCCUCGCUGCCUUUGAGGAGUGCAAUGACGGCGGUACAGUAGUGUUUGAUGAAGAGUACACGAUCUGUUCGCCGCUGGACCUCCGUUUCUUGAAGCAUGUGGAUAUCGCCAUAACGGGAACCAUCAAGUUCUGUGACGAUAUCGACUAUUGGCUUCCGCGGACAUUCAAGUUUCAGUUCCAGGGAUCCUCCACCUGGUGGGUUAUUGGCGGCGAGGACAUCAACAUUUAUGGCUCCGGCGUCGGGACGCUUGAUGGCAAUGGCCAGGCGUGGUACGAUCGGUUUGCUACCAAUAAGACACUCCAGCGCCCCCUGCUGCUGGUGACGGAUGGGCUGCAUGGUGGAAGCAUUACAGGUCUCAAUAUGAAGAACUCGCCAAAUUGGCACAAUCUCAUUGCGAAUAGUUCCGAUAUUCUGAUAUCUAACAUUGAGGUACAUGCUGGGUCAACAAGCGCAAAUCCGGCCAAGAAUCUUGAUGGCUGGGAUACUUACCGCUCUGAUAACAUCGUUAUUCAAAAUUCUUACCUCGACCAUGAUGAUGACUGCGUGUCGUUUAAGCCCAACAGCACAAACAUUAUUGUCCAGGGUUUGGUGUGCAACAGCUCGCACGGCAUCUCCGUCGGCUCUCUGGGCCAGUACCCCGAGUAUUUCGACAUCGUUGAGAAUCUAUACAUCUACAAUGUCACUCUGAGCAAUGCCACCGAUGGUGCCAGACUCAAGGUCUGGCCCGGGUCGGAGACUGAUUUCCAGCCAGGUCUUGGAGGUGGCGGCGGCUCAGGAUACGUCCGCAAUGUCACAUAUGAUACUUUCGGGAACAUCAACAACGAUGGCGCCAUCAAGAUCGAUCAAUGUUAUGGAGAGAAGAACGCCACUCGCUGCGAGGAGUUCCCGUCAAAGAUGAACAUUACCGAUGUGUUGUUCAAGAACUUCUAUGGGACGACGUCGAAGUCGAAUGAUCCCAUUGUUGGGUCUCUUAUUUGCUCUACCGAAACUUCGUGUGACAACAUUCGGGCAGAAAACAUCUCUAUCACUCCACCGAGCGGGAAGCCAGCUCAGUGGCUAUGCAGGCAUAUGGACGAGAGUCUACUCGACCUUCCUGGCGUGGGUUGUAUCGCAGGCUGA